AUGGCACCCCUCGCUGGCAAACCACCUUUUGCAACUGACGAACCCGACUCGUUCUACGAGUCCUCACCGCAACCCCGCCCGCGCGUCCGUCAGCAGCCACCACAGGACCCCAACGCUCGCACCUCAGCUUACGACGUGUACAACAACUACAUCGGCGACGACAAGAACAAGCUCGCUGUUCCUAAUAAUGGUGCUGAUGCGGCUAACCGCAACUCGGGAAUUGGGAACAUGCUGCUGAACAUGGGCGAUGACUCGGAUUCGGACGACGAUGACGACGAUGUGGGCAGGAAGCCAAGCAAUCCGCCCGGCAUAAGCACGUCGGCGUCGAAGAAUGCUGCGUUGGCUGCUGCGGUCAGCACACCCACAAGGCCCAGCCCGCCGCCUGCACCUCAACCGCAGCAGCAACCACCCCAGAUGAGGCAACCACCCCCGCCGCCUCACAUGCGCGGUCCCUCGCCCCCUGCGCCACAGCCUAUAGCCGCCCCUCGGCCAGGGUACGCAGCCCCACGGUACGCAGCCCCAAUCGCGUGCGACCCCGUCGCUGCACCUGCCGGACGUGGACCACCUCCACCUCUCACCUUGCAGAACCCCUUUGAGCCGCCCCUUCCAGCUCCAGGGCGUCCAGGAUAUGCUGCCCCAGCCUCUCCGGCACCUUCUACACCACACCCACUCCUGCCGCCCGUUACGCCCAUUGUUCCGGUGUUCGUUCGCCCAGCGAAGAGCUCCGAGGCAAUCAACGUCAAGUUUGAGGAAGGUGUUGCGGUGCCCCGUAAGCCCAAGCCAAUUAUGAGGGGCAACUCCGAAGAGACGCUCCUCCCUUCGAGAGGCGAGAAGGGUGACGAUUUCUGGAGGCGGUUUAGUAUCGUCGCUAAGGAAGAGGGCAAGAUGCGCGGCAAGGAGAGCUCAUGGCUCCAAAAGACGCGCAAUGGUGCCGCCCAGCACUCGCGGUGGGUCUGGAUCGUUGGGCUCUUCCUUAUUCUCUGCAUCGCUGGCGGCAUCGGCUUUGGCGUCUACGCCUCGCGCAACGCGCCGGACCACCAACAGCCCACGGCCAUUGGUGGCUCAGCGGACAAUGCUGCCACUUUCGCCACUGCAGCGACGGCGGCGGCGAGUGGUACUGCGGCGAAGAGCUCAACAAGGCUGCAUGUGAGCCCGACGAACACGGUUGAACGACGUGAGGCUGGGCCUGAGCCAACGGGUUACACGACACCCAGGCUUAUGUAUAGGCACGAGGUGAACAUUUCCCGGAGUCAUAGCAAGAGGAGGUUGGGUGUGAAUGCGCGGUGA
Molecule: messenger RNA, 1287 nt
Organism: Cyclocybe aegerita
Lineage: Eukaryota; Fungi; Basidiomycota; Agaricomycetes; Agaricales; Hemipholiotaceae
Source: the annotation of a GenBank genome assembly